AUGGAUCAUAGGAUUUUUGGUGUCAUUUUGGGAGGGUCGCUGUUUGUUGCUUUUCUAGUCUAUAGCGAGGCUCCAUUUGUCAAAAUGACAAAUGCUGUCUGUAAGUCGUAUAACAAAUCGUGGGUAGCCGUUCACUAUUGCCGCCUGAAGGCCUAUUCCCGGAACAAGACUAGCCUGCACAUAAAUGUCACGUUAUCAGAGCCAGCCUAUCGCAUAUCCGUUCACAUGAAGAUGAUGAAGAAGGCCAAUGGCUAUAAGCCGUUUUUGGUUGAUUAUACCAUCGAUGCCUGCGAGUUUAUGAGAAGACGAAACCAGCCCGUUGCCAAGAUCAUCUGGAAUUUGAUCAAGGAUGUGUCCACGGUCAACCACACCUGUCCCUAUAUGGGCUUACAAAUGAUUAGCGAUUUCCAUCGUAUUGAAGUUCCUGUAGGUUUACCAUCUGGAGACUACUUACUUUUAUUGGAUUGGAUAUUCGAAGGAAAACCGCAGUUUGCCACAAAUGUUUAUUUCACAUUUGUAGAGGAUUUGAUUCCGAAAAAAUCAACUCGGGAAAGAAGCCGAAUUUCAGUAAGAAAUCAGGAUAAAAACCACGUUUAA
Messenger RNA from Drosophila biarmipes, 597 nucleotides. RefSeq lists its product as uncharacterized. NCBI's taxonomy places the organism in Eukaryota, Metazoa, Arthropoda, Insecta, Diptera, Drosophilidae. The record is from RefSeq and is a predicted model, not a curated record. The transcript has 3 exons. The coding region runs from base 1 to 597 and encodes 198 amino acids.